This is a messenger RNA of Gadus macrocephalus (Pacific cod), 2521 nucleotides long. RefSeq names its product geranylgeranyl diphosphate synthase 1 (gene ggps1). The transcript has 4 exons. Gene Ontology annotation, molecular function: prenyltransferase activity. The coding region runs from base 546 to 1490 and encodes 314 amino acids. Gene Ontology annotation, biological process: isoprenoid biosynthetic process. The record is from RefSeq and is a predicted model, not a curated record. NCBI's taxonomy places the organism in Eukaryota, Metazoa, Chordata, Actinopteri, Gadiformes, Gadidae.
UCAUGUAUUUCAUUCGUAUUGGCGUAGAAAAAAAAAAAGACUACAACUACCAUAGUUUUUUCUGUUUAACGCGUUAGUUCGAUAUAUAUUAAAGGCUCGCCCGCCUCUGCAAAUAUGUAUAUUGGCGUUGUAGCUGAAGGUUAACUACUUUGACAGGGAUACGCCGUCUUUUAAAAACACCGUACAUGACGCAUCCCCGUUGAAGUCCCCUUACUUUUCUGCACAUGCUCAGUGGAGCCGCCCAGCUAGCCCAUCCACGUUAGCAACGGAGCGGAUGUAGCGUACAGACAAAACAAUAGUAGUGUCAUCGCGUGUUGAACAUUAGAGCUCUUUCGCUUUGGUUUCCACUGAUGUGAACCCGUGUGUGUGUUGGUGACCUAGCGUGGCCUCUUUGGGAAAGUUGAAUGGGAAUUAUUAGUCGUUCGAAGCAGCCCUACCUUUAUUUGUGUUGAAGCUAACUAGCAGGGCGGCUAACACUUAAGGGGGAGCCGCCUGACUGAAGGGAAGCUGUCAAGUCUCUGUGAGAUUUGCUUAAACAUCAAGAAAUGGAUGGCAAAACCAAAUCGUCUCCUGAAAGAAUACUUCUGGAGCCAUACAAAUAUUUGCUACAACUGCCAGGAAAACAGGUUCGGACAAAACUGUCCCAAGCCUUCAACCACUGGCUCAAUGUUCCAGAUGACAAACUCCAGGUGAUCAUCGAGGUGACGGAGAUGCUGCACAACGCCAGCCUGCUGAUCGACGACAUCGAGGACAGCUCCACGCUGCGCCGGGGCUUCCCCGUGGCCCACAGCAUCUACGGCGUGCCCUCCGUCAUCAACUCGGCCAACUACGUCUACUUCCUGGGCCUGGAGAAGGUGCUGACCCUGGAGCACCCGGAGGCCGUGCGCGUCUUCACCCGCCAGCUGCUGGAGCUGCACCGCGGCCAGGGCCUGGACAUCCACUGGAGGGACACCUACACCUGCCCCAGCGAGCAGGAGUACCGCGCCAUGGUGCUGCAGAAGACGGGCGGCCUCUUCGGCCUGGCCGUGGGCCUCAUGCAGCUCUUCUCCGGCUGGGGCCGCGACCUCAAGCCCCUGCUGGACACGCUGGGCCUCUUCUUCCAGAUCCGCGACGACUACGCCAACCUGCGCUCGCGCGAGUACAGCGACAACAAGAGCUUCUGCGAGGACCUGACCGAGGGCAAGUUCUCGUUCCCCACCAUCCACGCCAUCUGGUCGUGCCCCGAGAGCACGCAGGUGCAGAACAUCCUGCGGCAGCGCACGGACAACGCCGACAUCAAGCGCUACUGCGUGGACUACCUGGAGAAGGUGGGCUCGUUCGCCUACACGCGCCAGACGCUGCGCACGCUGGAGGAGGACACCUACCGGCUGAUCCGGGAGCUGGGCGGGAACCCCGAGCUGGAGAGCCUGGUCAAGCACCUGGGCAGGAUGCACCAGGAGGUGGAGGCGGUGGGCGGCGAGGCGGAGGCCGGCGAGGGCGAAACCCAGUGAGGAUCCUCCGCCUCCACGGACCGGGGGAACCCGAGCCGCGUGUGCCUGAGCCAGCGCCACGGUGCCCGGAUCGACAGACUGGAGGAGGUCCCUCUCGUCGGAUCACGAGGGGAGAUCCGUUUACCGUCCCCUGACUCCGUUGUCCAAGAAACCCCAAAAACACUAUUUGUGUUCCCGAAUGGUAACAGUUUUAAAUGCAGCCAAAUAAAGUUGUUACUUUUGUGCCUCCCAGACGUGCGGGUGUGUUUUGCCAACGCUGAUUUGCGCAAUGUGUUCCGUGUAUGCGAAAGUGCAACUGUGCGCUCAGCGAAAAGGUUUGAGCUGUUAUUGAAAUGUUUUCGUGGCUUUAGGUUUUUCCCAAAUCCAUCGACAAUGAGGUUAGACCCCAGAUCUUAUUUCUGGGCUUGACACACACACACACACACACACACACACACACACACACACACACACACACACACACACACACACACACACACACACACACACACACACACACACACACACACACACACACACACACACACACACACACACACACACACACACACACACACACACACACACACACACACUUUCUGUAGCCCGAUGAAAACUCAAGCUUGGUUUACUUUCGUUUUUCGGGUAUGAAGUUUCGCUUGAGGUGUGUGUGAAAUUCUCCCAAAUGGGAUUGUUUUGUUAUUUGUACCUAUAUUGCUGCCAGAGUGCCAAUUGCGUCGAAAAAAUUAAUCGUUACUAAUCUGUCUUUUUUUUUUAUUUUUUAUCCUGCACACAUGCUACUGCUUGCUGUUCAUUUCAUGCUGCAUUAAGGUUUGCUGUAAAGGCCCAUUCCAUCGAGCUCCAGCUUUGAUUGGUAGCAAGCCUCACAAAGUGACUUUAUACCACGCUCAUAUCUGGCUUCCCAUUCAUGACUUUUUAAUCACAUUCCCACUGAAGUCACUAGUAUUCUAGUCAUCUUUGUCGUUGCACAAUGUGCUUUGCAGAAGAUUUUUGCAUCUAUCAAUUAAAAGCAUAUACAUGGGGAAAUAAAA